Sinocyclocheilus anshuiensis is the source of this 3601-nucleotide messenger RNA. RefSeq names its product SHOC2 leucine rich repeat scaffold protein. NCBI's taxonomy places the organism in Eukaryota, Metazoa, Chordata, Actinopteri, Cypriniformes, Cyprinidae. The record is from RefSeq and is a predicted model, not a curated record. Gene Ontology annotation, cellular component: cytoplasm. The transcript is spliced from 9 exons. Gene Ontology annotation, molecular function: protein binding. Bases 1570 to 3255 code for a protein of 561 amino acids.
GCGGAUUGAGCUGCUCUUCCCGCUUCGAGCUCGAGCUGCUUCGAGCGCCGUUUGGCGGAUGACAGUUUAUUUUCACAGAGGGCCUGUCUGAGCAGAAGAACGAACAUUUACAUCCUCAGCUACGGGAACCGAAGCGCUUUUCGUCAAGAUGAGACUGCUUAUUCCCAAAUAACACAAAAGAAGAAGUCCUGCUUGUCCUCGUCCAUAUGAUGGCAGUAAAGAGCAUCCAGCUUCUAAUUUUGAAUAAAAAGAUGCAAACAUAUCACAGAAUGAUAGUAUACAAUCUAUAGAAAAAAGUACCCAUAGGCCUAUAGUUUGUUGGGUACAGAUAUACUCGAAGUGAUGCGCUUGUGUGUGUUUUUCUUGGGUGAGCUGGAGUGAACUUAUGCUCAUGAGCAGAAAGACCAACGACCAAAGUCAGGAUUUUGGAUUUUCAUAUUACAUUGCAUUUAAAUUUUUGUUUAUUUUUAAACAAAACAAAAUUGUUUUUUGGUUUUAAUCAUAUACCUUCAGAACACUUGGGAGAAUAUGGCACAAGUCGUAAGGGAUCAUUCUGUGAUUUUUUUUUUUUUUUUACUUGAAGCCAGUCACUGUACACUGGUAUUAUAUAGACAAGCACUAGCAGAAAAUUUCUAAUUUAGUGUCCUGUAAAAGAAUAUGCCAUUAGAACAACAAAUAAUGACUUACUUUUCAUUUUUGGGUGAACUAUCACAGUUUGCUCUAGUACAGUGACAAUAUAAAAGCCAACUGUAUUAUUUUGGAAUCAGACAGGUCCAGUUAUGCUUUUGAUUUAAAAAAACAAACAAAAAACCGCUUGGCUUUUUUCACGUCCUCAAAAUGCAUCUAACGCAUUCUUAUCAGUGAAAUGCUCCCAAGCUUGUCCUAGUGUAAAAGCACCGUGUACAUUUUCUUCCAGGGUGGUUAAUAUGUUCCUGCAAAUCCUCCAGUAAAGGAUCAUCUGAUGCAUCGCUGUAAGAGAUGCGAGAUUUAAUUGCAUUUAAUUGCCUGAAGUGGCUGACCAUUGACGGCCUGAUGCUGCUUCUUGCUGAAAGCGCUUGUGGUACGAGCAUACAGGAAGGAACUGUGUGUCUGUUAGUUAGCGGCUCACGCAUCUGCGUCACUGAGGGAAGCUCUUACCUUUUUCAUAUCUGAAAUCUGAACGCAACUUUUGUCUGCAAGUCAUUCCCGGCAUUAUGCGUCCUAACUGAAACCGUUUGCUUUGUUUAACAGCCAAAGGAUGUGAAUCCCGGCGACCCGUCUGUGCACAACAGCUCUAGCCGAGCCGAGGGGAAAGAGUGCAGUUCGAACAAACAUGAGGCUGCUGGCCUCCUCGCCACACCGACUACAACAAACACGCAUCGUUCCAGUGGAGUUUUAACCCCUGCAGGAGUGCAGACUGCUUGGUCCACCGAGGCUGGUGAAGAAACACAGGUAUGUAUGAGCACACGCAGAUAUAACCGCCCCUUCCUUUGGUUCGACGCCCUCGAAUAGCGAACAAAAUACUAGAGCGAGAGAAAGCGAGCGAGAGACUGAGGGUCCCAUGUGCCAUUGGGCAGCAGGGCUUUCGCCAUGAGCAGUACUCUGGGCAAAGAUAAAGACUCUAAGGAGAGGGAACCCAAAGCCGAAGGGAAAUCCAAAACCAAAGGGAAAGAUGCCAAAGACGGGAAGAAAGACACAAGCGGCGCUUCGCCCGCAGUGGCCUUCACCUUGGACAGCACGAUAAAGCGGCCCAACCCGCCGCCUAGCACGCGCAAAAAAUCCAGCAACGCGGAGGUCAUCAAGGAGCUGAACAAGUGCCGUGAGGAGAACUCAAUGCGCCUGGACCUGUCCAAGAGAUCCAUCCAUCUGCUGCCCUCUUCCAUCAAGGAGCUGACCCAGCUGACCGAGCUCUACCUGUACAGCAACAAGCUGCAAAGCCUGCCGGCCGAGGUGGGAUGCCUGUCGGGGCUGGUGACGCUGGCGCUCAGCGAGAACUCUCUCACCAGCCUGCCCGACUCGCUGGACAACCUGAAGAAGCUGCGUAUGCUCGACCUGCGGCACAACAAGCUGCGGGAGAUCCCGGCCGUGGUCUACCGCGUCACCUCCCUCACCACGCUCUACCUGCGCUUUAAUCGGAUCACCACCGUGGAGAAUGACAUCAAGAAUCUGUCCAAACUCACCAUGCUCAGCAUCCGAGAGAACAAGAUUAAACAGCUGCCCGCAGAGAUCGGUGAGCUCUGUAAUUUGAUUACGCUGGAUGUAGCCCACAACCAGCUGGAGCACCUUCCUAAAGAGAUCGGCAAUUGCACUCAGAUCACCAACCUUGACCUGCAGCACAACGAACUUCUUGACCUACCUGAGACUAUAGGUAACUUGUCAAGUAUAAACCGUCUGGGUCUGAGGUACAACCGUCUAUCAGCGAUCCCUCGAUCUUUAUCGAAGUGCCGAGAGCUGGAGGAACUCAACCUUGAAAAUAACAACAUCUCAGUGUUACCAGAGGGUCUUCUCUCCAGUCUGGUGAACCUGACGAGUCUGACGCUGGCACGAAACUGUUUUCAGUCUUACCCAGUGGGCGGCCCGUCCCAGUUCUCCACCAUCUACUCACUCAACAUGGAGCACAACCGUAUCAACAAGAUCCCUUUCGGCAUCUUCUCCCGAGCCAAAGUGCUCAGCAAGCUCAAUAUGAAGGACAACCAGUUAACGUCUCUUCCGCUGGAUUUUGGGACGUGGACCAGUAUGGUAGAGCUGAACCUGGCAACAAACCAGCUUACCAAGAUUCCAGAGGAUAUCUGUGGACUUGUGUCUUUAGAGGUCCUCAUAUUGUCCAACAAUCUUUUGAAGAAGUUGCCUCAUGGAAUAGGAAACUUACGGAAACUGCGAGAGCUUGACCUGGAGGAGAACAAACUGGAGUCCCUCCCGAAUGAGAUUGCCUACCUUAAGGAUCUGCAGAAACUUGUGUUGACCAAUAAUCAGCUGACCACUUUGCCAAGAGGAAUCGGUCACCUGACCAACCUGACAUACCUGGGCUUGGGAGAGAACCUGCUGCAGCACCUACCUGAGGAGAUCGGUACACUGGAGAACCUGGAGGACCUGUACCUGAAUGACAACCCCAACCUGCACAGUCUGCCGUUCGAGCUGGCGCUCUGCAGUAAGCUAUCCAUCAUGAGCAUAGAGAACUGUCCCCUCAGUCACCUCCCGCCGCAGAUCGUCGCCGGAGGCCCUUCCUUCAUCAUCCAGUUCCUCAAGAUGCAGGGUCCCUACCGUGCCAUGGUCUGAGAUGGCUCACACACUGUACAAAGAGGAAACUGAAUCGCCACACGACGUUACCUUCGUCGUCAUUAUAUCUCGGACAAGAAACGGCUUAACUGGGUUCCAAUCGAUGGAGGAAUCAUAGCCAGUUAGGUCCCCUUUACCCCCGUAGUAAACAAUGUCUAGACUUCAGUUGCCAAAAUUAAUGUACAUUAGUGAUUCUGAAGAGGCGCUCUUAAAAGGUUUCAGUCAUUUUGCCAAUUUAUUGAAAGUCAUUAUAGGGGUUUUGACGCCAGGAAACAGUUGUAUGCAAAAACAAAACAUUUUUACAAGUUCAUUUUUGCUGCUGCUGCCGCCGCCAUACUGUAUGUGA